Molecule: messenger RNA, 640 nt
Organism: Zea mays
Lineage: Eukaryota; Viridiplantae; Streptophyta; Magnoliopsida; Poales; Poaceae
Product: 60S ribosomal protein L14-1
Exons: 5
Coding region: 54-461 (135 amino acids)
Biological process (GO): ribosomal large subunit biogenesis; translation
Cellular component (GO): cytosolic large ribosomal subunit; ribosome
Molecular function (GO): structural constituent of ribosome; RNA binding
Source: RefSeq, marked provisional
CUCGCCGCCGCCCCGCCGUGUUGCUCGCCGACACCGCCCCGCCGGCAGCCAAAAUGCCGUUCAAGAGGUUCGUGGAGAUCGGGCGAGUGGCCCUUGUAAACUACGGCAAGGAGUAUGGCCGCCUCGUCGUCAUCGUCGACGUCGUCGACCAGAACAGGGCUCUUGUUGAUGCCCCCGACAUGGUUCGUUGCCAAAUGAACUUCAAGCGGCUUUCCCUGACUGACAUCAAGAUUGACAUUAAACGUGUCCCAAAGAAGACUACACUGAUCAAGGCAAUGGAGGAAGCUGAUGUGAAAAGCAAGUGGGAGAAUAGCUCAUGGGGCAAGAAGCUGAUUGUUCAGAAGAGGAGAGCAUCACUCAAUGACUUUGACAGGUUCAAGGUCAUGUUGGCGAAGAUCAAGAGGGGCGGUGCCAUUAGGCAAGAGCUUGCUAAGCUUAAAAAGGUGGCUGCUGCUGCUUAGAUUGCUUUGGUGGUUCCUCUAUUCGAUCUCUUGAAAUGUAAUGCACGAAUUACUUUGACAGUUAGCUUGUCAAGAUGUCAAUUUUAAACUGGCUUAUUUAGAUAUUUUGUCCAAAAUGCUAUUCUGAAUCUGAGAUAGUGUUGUAUUCUGAUAUCUAUCAAGUGUUGCAUUGUUGUUAC